Molecule: messenger RNA, 2587 nt
Organism: Tauraco erythrolophus (red-crested turaco)
Lineage: Eukaryota; Metazoa; Chordata; Aves; Musophagiformes; Musophagidae
Source: RefSeq, a predicted model, not a curated record
GAUGUCCCCAUCGACGUCGAGACGGUGACGCCCACGCCCGUGCCGCUCUACGACAACCAGAAGGCGCGCAGCGUGAUGAACGAGUGCGAGCGCCACGUGAUGUUCGCCCGCACCGACGCCGAUGCCCCGCCGCCGCCGGACGACUGGGAGGAGCACGUCAACAGGACGGGUUGGACGAUGGCCCAGAACAAGCUCUUCAAUAAAAUUCACAAAGCGCUGCAGUCUGACCGCCUGGCUCGCUUGGCUAACGAAGGGGCUUGCAACGAGCCGGUCCUGAGGAGGAUAGCGGUGGACAAAUGUGCUCGGAGGGUCCGCCAAGCUCUGGCUAGUGUGAACUGGGACACCAAACUGAUCCAGUGGCUCCACACAACAUUAGUGGAAACCCUUAGUUUGCCAGUGCUGGCUGCUUACUUGGAUGCUCUGCAAACGCUUAAAGGAAAGAUCCCCACCCUGAUCGACAGGAUGCUGCUCUCCUCUACCGCGAAGACGGGGGCAGCGGGUGCCGAGGCUCUGUCCCUGCUGCUGAAGAGGCCGUGGGACCCAGCGGUGGGCGUCUUGUCACAUAAUAAACCGAGCAAAUUGCCUGGUUCCCCCCUCAUCCUGAUCGCUUCCUCUGGACCCUCCAACUCCAUGUUCCCCACUUCUCGACGGCACCGAUUUUGGCAGUCGCAGCUUUCCUGCUUGGGAAAGGUGAUUCCCAUCGCCACCCAGCUCCUGAACAACGGCGGCGGGGUGGGAGUGCUGCAGUGUCUGGAGCACAUGAUCGGGGCGGUGAGGGGCAAAGUGGCGGAGAUUCACAACCACUUCUCUCACAAGCCGAUCAUCCUGAUCGGGUGGAACACGGGUGCCUUGGUGGCCUGUCACGUUUCAGUGAUGGAGUACGUCACUGCGGUUGUGUGCCUUGGAUUCCCACUUCUCACCGUUGAUGGCCCCAGAGGGGAUGUUGAUGACCCCCUCCUGGAGAUGAAGACCCCUGUCCUCUUUGUCAUCGGUCAGAAUUCCCUGCAGUGCAACGUCGAAGCGAUGGAAGAUUUCCGGGAGAAAAUACGAGCCGAUAACAGCAUGGUGGUGGUGGGAGGAGCAGAUGACAAUCUCAGGAUAAGCAAAGCCAAAAAGAAGUUGGAAGGCCUGACCCAGAGUAUGGUGGACAGGUGCAUCCAGGACGAAAUAGCUGACUUCCUGACUGGAGUCCUCACCCGAGCGGAGAGCCACUCCGGCUCCGAUCCCCGGGACCUGGAUGCUGAGAAGAAGAAGAAGCCACGGGACUCAACCAGGAGGGAUCUGUCCUUUGACUUGCCGGAAAGAACGAGCAGGCCUGCCUCGCCGGCGGCCAAAGUGCCCGCCUCGCCUUCGGGCUCGGAGGACUUGUCCAGCGUCUCCAGCAGCCCCACUUCGAGCCCCAAGACUAAAAUGGCUGCUGUGUCCUCCAUCCAGAAGCCCAGCCAGAUGGGCACCACGCAGCUCCUGAAGAGGCAGGUGCAGAGGACGGACGCUGUCCUGACGCACAAACAGGCACAAGCUCAGUUCGCUGCUUUUCUGAAACAAAACAUGCUGGUGAGGAAAGCUCUUCCUCCUGGCACCUCUUCAUGUCUCUUUGUUCCAGUCUCCUCGGAGCACUCGGAAGGGGCUGAAAAAGAUGAUGUGCGUGUGCAGCUGAAGAGGCAUCAGACCCCCAGCCCGACCCAGUGCCCCAAACCCUCCAAACGAGCCAAAAUCAAGGUGACCAUUGUCUCUCACGGAGAUGCUGCUGGCGUGGGGACCGGAGCACCCCUCACCACCCAGGCAGAAAUUGUCGCGGGGAAGCCGGUCCCCGUGGCUGUUGGCCAGUCCGUGGCGGGCGCGAAGGAGCUGUCGGGACUGCUCACCGCCCCCAAGCUGAGCUCAGCAGCAGAAACCUCCUCCACGAGUCCUGCUCCGUCUGCCGUGAUCCCCAGCAGCACGGCGCCCAGCGCUUUCCAUGCCCUGCAGAGCAGGCUGGUGGCCAGCAGCACCCACUGCAUGCAGGGCUCGUCAGCCAGCACCCUCCAAGGAACAGCAUCUGCCAGCAGCCUGCUGCAAGGACUGAGCUUCAGCCUGCAGGACAUGGGGGCCAAGUCAUCAGCCCUUCCUUCCAGCGUGACUGCUGCUGGGCCGCCCGCGCAGACCUCAGCUGUGAAAACGCCCACACCUAUCCAGAACCUGAGUGCCAUCACCACGGGCACUGGCACGAUUGUCCGUACCAUCCCGGUUGCCACCUCUUUGUCUCUGGGAGCCUCAGCGAGCGGGAAGCCCACGGCCAUUCACCAGCUGCUGACGAACGGGGGCCUGGCGAAGCUGGCCAGCAGUCUCCCUGGCUUGGCUCAGAUCUCCAACCAGGCAGCAGGCUUGAAGGCGCCGACGACCAUCACCGUGACGCUGCGCGGGCAGCCCAGCCGCGUCACCACGCUUAGCCAGGCUGCCAUGGGCACUGUCCAGCCCCAGCUGGAGGAGCAGCCGAUGCAGACGCAGGCACCUCAGAGGGACUCGUACGUCUUCGUCAAGCAAGAGGGAAUCUCUCCCGACGGCGUGUGCUGUCCCAGUUUUAGCUGGGCUUUCACUGGUUCCGCUG